AUGGCUCCCUCAAGGGCAAAAUCCUUGUCGCUCAUGAUCGCCCUCGUUCUGGGUAUUGUCCUCUGCAUCUUUGCAGCACCGACACUCGCCUCAGCUCCAGCUGCAGCCUCACAACCAUCUCCAGAGGCAGAUGUCGAACUCAUCUGCCACACAGAUAACCCCAAAGACUGUUACCCAAAGGUGUUUCAACCAACAGAUGAGUUCCAGGUCGUCCACGAUGAUCAGGAACUUCCUCACGGGCUCCAUGUCCGCCUGAAUAUGUCCAACGGCAAGAAGGAGGCCAAGAUCAAUGUCCCCGAUGAAGGAAACCCUGCACUCGAAGGCCUCCCGGUUGACCAGGCUGUUGUUGUCGUCGAUCAGCAGCAACAGGAGGAUCCCCAAAUCCCCAAGGGAGCACCGGCUUAUGAACCCAUUGGUAAAAUCAAGGAGCCCGAGGGCGAGGAUUUCGUCGGUAAGCCCUUCUUCACCGCCAUGAAGAUGUUGAAGGCUGGCGAAACCGGCCAAGGCAAGGAGCUUGACGAUGCGCUCGAGGGAAUGGAAGAACUGUCACAUGAUAUUUACUACGGUCUCAAGGUCACCGAAGACCCAGCGGUGUUGAAGGCUCUCUUCUGCAUGAUGGCAGAUUCAGAUGUUGCUUACCCUGCUGGCAUCACUCCUCGGGAUCAUCAAGCAGCUGCCAUCCUCGGGGCCGCGCUGCAGAACAAUGCUGCGGCAUUGAAAGAGAUCACCAAGCAGUGGCCUAGUCUCAUGGAGGGCCAGUGCCCGAGCAACAGCAAGUCUCUAAAGGAGUCUUUCUAUACACCUCUUGUGCCCGCUCAUGUUCCAUCGUCGCUCAGCACCAAGACGUUGGCCUCUGCAGCGAAAGCCAAGGUUGGGGCUAUCAACGGCCUCAUCAAGAGCGAUGUCAUCCGAGAGGAAUUCCUCAACAACGACGGCAUGAAGCUGUUGCUUGAGGUGCUCGUGCCCGAAGGCAAAGAAUGGGAUACUACACAGCGCAAGGUCGGCCAGUUGGUUCUAGAUACUUUCUUGGAUGAAGAUAUGGGCGCAAAGCUCGGUCAGUGGCCUCGCACGGAGCGAGACAGCGACGCAAAAUGCCGAGUAUUCGAGACAAGCACCGGAGAGGGGUGCUGGGACUACCAUGUCGCGAGGAUCCUGAAGGAGAACAAGAGAGACAGCGGGCAUUGGAGCCGGGAUCUACAUGAUCGGCUUGCAGCAUUGAGGAAGAGCGGAAAGGUGCCUCCUCGGGUUGAAUUGUAG
This is a messenger RNA of Fusarium proliferatum ET1, 1257 nucleotides long. RefSeq lists its product as uncharacterized. The record is from RefSeq and is a predicted model, not a curated record. Gene Ontology annotation, molecular function: adenyl-nucleotide exchange factor activity. The transcript has a single exon. The coding region runs from base 1 to 1257 and encodes 418 amino acids. Gene Ontology annotation, cellular component: endoplasmic reticulum. Lineage: Eukaryota; Fungi; Ascomycota; Sordariomycetes; Hypocreales; Nectriaceae.